Pelodiscus sinensis (Chinese soft-shelled turtle) is the source of this 939-nucleotide messenger RNA. RefSeq names its product olfactory receptor 5AR1-like. Lineage: Eukaryota; Metazoa; Chordata; Testudines; Trionychidae. The record is from RefSeq and is a predicted model, not a curated record. Gene Ontology annotation, cellular component: membrane. Gene Ontology annotation, biological process: G protein-coupled receptor signaling pathway. Gene Ontology annotation, molecular function: G protein-coupled receptor activity; olfactory receptor activity.
AUGGAAGAGGGAAAUCACUCGGUAGUGACUGAGUUCAUUCUCUCAGGUCUGACUGAUCGUCAAGAGCUACAGGUCCCCCUGUUUUGGUUGUUCCUUCUGAAUUAUGUUCUCACCCUCGUGGGGAAUGGGGGAAUAAUCUUGUUAAUCACAACUGACCCCCGACUCCACACCCCCAUGUAUUUUUUCCUCCAGAAUUUGUCUUUCUGUGAUCUCUGCUUUUCCACAGUAAUUGCACCUCAGAUGCUGCAAAAUUUCUUAUCUGAAAGGAAAAGCAUUUCCUACACUAGCUGCUAUCUACAAACAUACUUUGGUAUCAUUUUUCAAGAUGUUGAGUGUCUCUUGCUGGCUGUGAUGGCGUAUGACCGUUAUGUGGCUAUUUCUAACCCUCUUCGCUAUACGCUCACCAUGUCCAGGCAGCAUUGUAACCAGCUGAUAGCUGGAGUCUAUGGGUUGUCAUUGGCUGAUUCAGUGAUAAACAUCUGGUUUUUACUCCAGCUGUCAUUCUGCAGCUCCAACGUUAUCGAACAUUUCUUCUGUGAAACCCCCCCAUUGGUGGCGCUCUCCUGCUCUGACACCCGCAUCAAUGAGAUUGUGCUGUUAGUCUCUGUGUGCUACAUUGUAGUAAGCAGCUUUGUGAUCAUCCUCCUCUCCUACGUCUGUAUCAUCUCCACCAUCCUGCAGAUCCGCUCCGCUGAGGGCUGGCGCAAAGCCUUCUCCACCUGCACUUGUCAUUUAACUGUUGUUGUCAUGUUCUAUGGCAGCCAAUUCUUCAUGUAUUUACGUCCCGCCUCCAGCUAUUCCAUGGAGACAGACAAAAUAGUCUCGUUGUUCUACACACUGGUGAUCCCUUUGUUGAACCCCCUCGUCUACAGCCUGAGGAACAGGGAGAUGAAGGUCGCCCUGUGGAAAGCAAUUUAUAAACCUGUCACUCUUUCAUAA